Molecule: messenger RNA, 1980 nt
Organism: Darwinula stevensoni
Lineage: Eukaryota; Metazoa; Arthropoda; Ostracoda; Podocopida; Darwinulidae
Source: the annotation of a GenBank genome assembly
AUGGUGUUCUUGCGAAAAUUCGCGGAUAAGAAGACGAGUAAUUUGCGACUGUUGGCUCUUCAUGCCUUUCCUUUUUCCCGUCCAACAGACGUGAGGAUUCUGGAGGGAUGCUGGGAUGUGAGCUUCCCCCACCUCUUCCGUCAUGUCCUCUCCCAUGAAUUCCCCAGUCGCCUGAGGGUGAAGCCGGGAACCCUGAACACUCGGCCGCAGCCUUCUUCCCUCGUUUUCGGUGUUCCACCCACCCUUCUCACCCCUCCUCUUGGAUUGCACUAUCAUGGGGGAUUCAAAUGCAUCGGUGGUCGAGGGAGAGGAUGCAUCGCCAUCACCGCCGCUGCCGCAUUUCACUCCCGAUCUCACGGAAAUUUUGUGGUGCUCGUCUCGGACGAAGAGAUUCGGGGAAUCUUCACGGAUGCUUUCGGAAUGAUUGGUUCGAAAGAUGGGUCGACGACGAGGGAAGCACCACAGAUCUAUCGAGUGGAGGAUUACCGAGGAUGCGAGAACUCCGGCGUGAUGUGCGUGGGGGUCGAGGACGCAUGGAUGGUGGAGGGGAUCUCCCGAGCCAUCCAGACCCUCUAUAUUGUCGACGGGGGAACUUCUGCUGCAGCACGGAGUCGAAUGGGCCUCUGGAUGGAGAUGGAAAGAAGAGGCCUUCUUCUUCAUCGCCCAUUAACAUCUUCCAAUGCCCUUGACUCCCUCUCUGGUGCAACAAAGAUUUUUGCUUUGGGGAAAGACAAGAAGGCGCAAGUGGGGAUGUGGGAACUCCCCAAGAACACUCUCUGGGUCCAGGAAGAACAUUCCUUAUCAGACGUAUUCCUUGCCCAAUCCUCCAUGCUGAUCCACGGGACAGGAGGGGAAGUCCGGAUUCUUUAUCUAGAGGGGAAGGAUCCCCAUGAGACACCUUAUGGAUGGAACCACAAACUCCAGAACCCCCCCGAAUUUAUCGUGGAAGGUACUACAGGGGUGGGGAUCCGGGACUCCCUUUUUCUCUUGGGAGGGAAGAGAAACCCCCGUUCAGGACACCAACUGGAUCUCCACAGCGAUACCUGGAUGGAACUCCCUCUGAUGACUCAGGGGAGAGAGGACGCAGCUUCAGUGAUGUUGGACGCCCAUACCAUCCUCGUCUUGGGGGGUGUGGACCCUGAAAAAGUAAAAACCCUCUCCAGCUGUGUGUGUUUGGACGUGAGAACAAAGCUGUGGAUCCCCUUUCCGUCAGAAAUCCCCCUUCCUAUCAGCAGCCACGCAGUGACUCUUUACGAUGAUCAUGUAUACAUCUCGGGCGGAUUCAGAGAUGAUGCAUCUUGUCGGGAGGUGUGGAAGUGUGGGGUGAAGGGGGGAGGGCCAUGGGAAACUCUUCCCUCUUUACAAUUGGACAGACAUGAUCAUGGGAUGAUGGGAGACGGCGCAGGGAGAUUUCAAGUCAUCGGGGGGAAACAUCAAAAUGGAUCAAAGUAUAUGGAUGUCCUUUCGACGGAGACUCUGACCUUGGACGGAGGAAGAGGAUGGGAGACCAAACACGAACUUCCCUUCAUGAAUGUUUGGAAGGCUUGUGCGAUGAAUUGAGUGGGACCCCCUUUCCCCUCAUUCCGGGUUCAUUUAAACUCACAUGGAGGAAUCUCGGGCAAGGAGGAGGGAAAGACGGAGUUCUGUUUACGAGAUACCUUUUCCAUCUAAGUCUUCUUUCCAGUCCUGUUCUUUUCCUCCCAAAUCCAGAUUGAGGGUGAGGUACGAUGAGAGGUCGCCCAUAUAAGCGCUCCGAACAACGGAUUCGGUUGAAAACCAACAUGUGGAACUGAUUUGUGCAUUGGAGGAGUCCAAUCCGCAAUGCAAUUGUGGUUACUGAUUGACCAUUAUCUUGGGAGAAACGGACACAAGUAUACAUGCCCGAAAAUAGCAUCAGAUCAGCACGGGAAACAUGGCGGAAAAAAAAACUUUCAGCACACCCUGGAACGUUUUUCUACCCCCACGACUUUUAGGAUGGAG